Cyprinodon variegatus (sheepshead minnow) is the source of this 4931-nucleotide messenger RNA. It is a transcript of the gene prkd2, whose product is annotated as protein kinase D2. The coding region runs from base 1 to 2811 and encodes 936 amino acids. NCBI's taxonomy places the organism in Eukaryota, Metazoa, Chordata, Actinopteri, Cyprinodontiformes, Cyprinodontidae. The record is from RefSeq and is a predicted model, not a curated record. Gene Ontology annotation, molecular function: protein serine/threonine kinase activity; ATP binding. The transcript has 19 exons. Gene Ontology annotation, biological process: protein phosphorylation.
AUGGCUAAUGCGAGCCCCUGCAUGCCCUCAGGGGCAAUGUCCCAGGUGUUCUUCCCUCCUAUAGGGGCCUCUCCACCCGGCUCAGCGGUGAUGCAGCAGGGGACCCCUAUAUCCAUGCCCUCUAUGCCUCCUCAGACUCCUUUUCCAGUGAUGGACCUCACAGCAGGACACAUUCCUGGUGGGAUGAUGCCCUCAAUGGUUCCUACUCCAGCCGGUGUCUCCUUCAUCAUCCAGAUUGGUCUGACCAGGGAAUCUGUUCUUUUGCCCCAGACUGCUGAUCUGGCUUAUGUGAAACAAAUUGCCUGCUCCAUUGUUGACACCAAGUUCCCUGAAUGUGGAUUUUAUGGCAUUUAUGACAAGAUUCUGCUGUUCAAGCAUGACACAACCACCAACAACAUCCUCCAAAUGGUUAAAUCUACAAGUGACAUUCAGGAGGGAGAUUUGGUGGAAGUGGUGCUUUCAGCGGCAGCAACAUUUGAGGAUUUCCAGAUUCGGCCCCAUGCACUCAAUGUGCACUCUUACAGAGCCCCGGCCUUCUGUGAUCACUGUGGAGAGAUGUUGUUUGGACUGGUCAGACAAGGCCUGAAGUGUGACGGAUGUGGGCUGAACUACCACAAACGUUGUGCAUUCAGCAUCCCCAAUAACUGCAGUGGAGCUCGGAAGAGACGCCUAUCUACCACCUCACUCAGUAGCAGUCAGUCCCUGCGUCUCUCCACUUCUGAGUCCGUCUACAGUGUGGGGACCACCUCCACCAGCUCAGAAGACACCAGUUUAAUUCGCUCCCACACACAAAUGCCAAGAACUCCUAGUGAGGCACGGCGUUUCUACACGGGGCGACCUGUUCACCUGGACAAGAUCCUGAUGACGAAGGUGAAGGUGCCCCACACGUUUGCAGUUCACUCGUACACACGGCCAACAGUGUGCCAGUACUGCAAGAGACUUCUCAGGGGAUUGUUUAGGCAGGGUCUACAGUGCAAAGAUUGUAAAUUCAACUGUCAUAAACGCUGUGCAUACAAGGUUCCUAAUGACUGCCUUGGUGAGACCAUUGGAGACAACAGAAGUAACUGUGACAUGCUGAGUCCCAGUGCAGACACUGAAGUGCCCAUGGACUUCAGCAGCGAGUAUGACAACUCGGACAAGUCUUCAAUGGAUGACUCAGAUGAGGCCUGUAGUAUCCCUGGGUCAUUCUCUCCAGACAACAACCAGGAUGGAACAGGUGGAGACCAGAGUGCUAAUAUUCCACUGAUGAGGGUGGUUCAGUCAGUGAGGCAAACAACUCGACGUUCCAGCACAGCUAUUAAGGAAGGAUGGAUGGUUCACUACAGUAACAAGGACACUCUGAGGAAGAGGCACUACUGGCGUCUGGACUGUAAGUGCAUCAUCCUGUUCCAGAAUAACACCUCAAACAAAUACUACAAGGAGAUCCCCCUCUCUGAGAUUCUGGAGGUGCGUCCUGCUACCAAUUUUACCCUAGUGCCGCAAGGCACCAAUCCCCACUGCUUUGAGCUCGUUACAGGCACCAUGUGCUACUUUGUUGGGGAGGACCCCAAUACCCUUCCACCCCUGUCCACCAGCAACCCCCAGACCCUUCCCCAGACCCCCCCGUCACCCAGUAUGGUGCAACCCAACAGUGGUAUUGGGCGGGAGGUGGCAAACGCGUGGGAGUGUGCCAUUCGCCAGGCACUCAUGCCAGUCAUCUUUCAGGAUGCGCCUCCGGCUGAGGGAAACACUCCACACAGACAAGCUUCUAUCAGCAUUUCCGUGUCCAAUAGUCAAAUCCAGGAAAAUGUGGACAUUGGUACAGUAUACCAGAUUUUUGCUGAUGAAGUGCUUGGAUCUGGGCAGUUUGGAAUAGUUUAUGGAGGAAAGCACCGAAAGACAGGAAGGGACGUUGCUGUAAAGGUAAUUGACAAACUUCGAUUUCCAACCAAGCAAGAGAGUCAGCUGAGAAACGAAGUGGCCAUUUUGCAAAGUUUGCGUCACCUGGGGAUCGUUAACCUGGAGUGCAUGUUUGAAACCCCAGAGAAAGUAUUUGUGGUGAUGGAGAAGCUGCAUGGUGACAUGCUAGAGAUGAUCCUUUCCAGCGAAAAGGGAAGGCUACCUGAGAGGUUAACUAAAUUCCUCAUAACACAGAUUCUUGCAGCUCUCAGACAUCUUCACUUCAAGAAUAUUGUUCACUGUGACCUAAAACCUGAAAACGUGCUCCUGGCCUCAGCUGAUCCAUUCCCACAGGUGAAGCUGUGUGAUUUUGGUUUUGCACGCAUCAUUGGCGAAAAGUCUUUCCGUCGUUCUGUGGUGGGUACACCUGCCUACCUGGCUCCAGAGGUUCUGCUGAACCAGGGCUACAACCGCUCACUGGAUAUGUGGUCAGUUGGCGUCAUCAUGUACGUCAGCCUUAGUGGCACCUUCCCCUUCAAUGAGGAUGAGGAUAUCAAUGACCAGAUUCAGAACGCCGCCUUCAUGUACCCAGCCAAUCCCUGGAACCAGAUCUCCAAAGAUGCUAUUGACUUGAUCAACAACCUGCUGCAAGUCAAGAUGAGGAAACGCUACAGCGUUGACAAAAGUCUUAGUCAUUCUUAUUUACAGGACUAUCAGACGUGGCUGGAUCUACGGGAGCUGGAAACCAAACUGGGUGAGCGCUACAUCACCCAUGAGAGCGACGACAGCCGUUGGCAAAUGUAUGCCCAGCAGCACAAUCUGCCGUACCCCUCUAACUUUGUUCCUCUUCCUCCUACAACCGCAUCUGAUGAUGAGGAUGGAGGGGAGGACUCCGAUAUGAAAGGCCUAACCGAGAGAGUCAGCAUCCUCUGACCGCUGAGGAAGAAUAUGACUAUUUCCUUUUUGAAGAAGAUUGUGCAGUUUGUCUGGAAUGUGAAAAGACAUGGAGCUGAAGUGAAAAUAUGUUUCAAUCAAAAACACUGCCCUCCUGUAUAAACCUCAGAACCAGUUCCAGUCAGUUUUACUGCACUAAAUUCAAUUUCUCUUUCUCCAGCCUGGGAGUCCAUAGAACCGCUGACCAUUAACCUCCACUUUUAUUGGUUGUCUCUCUUCCUUUGAAUGGUUGUGAUAUUUUUAUCUGUAAGGCUGCUCACUUUCCUUUCAAAUGUCAUUUUAUUUACCUUCCAAGGUUAAUAGAAACUAUUAAAUUUCCCACAUAACUAAAAGGCAGGGGGAUCUUAUCCACAGCAAUGUGCAUCAAAGACUGCAGGAAAAGGCCAUGCUCCACAAACUGAAAUUAAAAAUGCUGUUCAUUUUCCCUCCAUAUAGUUAAGUACAAAUGAAAACGUCUGCUUAGAAUUGCAGAAGUCUAAUAUACGAGAUCAAAUGUAGCCUUAGUAUUCUCACUAUGUCUUUAUGAGUCAUCGGUUUAUAACAAAACAAAAAGAAUAAAAUUUAUUUCUCAAAGCCUGUAUCAGGAUGAACCCUUAAACGUUUGGAGCAUUGAUCGACAGAAUGUACCAUUUACAGUAAUUGCCACCACUUGAGACUAUAAUAGAUUAUGUAAAAUAACUUUUUCUAAUUGUAGUCGGUAUGUUGGGUUUAAAUGCUCGCUCUGAACUGGGCUUUAUUACCAGAUCGUUUUUCUCUCUCUAAUAUCCUCUAGAUUCCAGCUUAUGUCUGAAUAGUAGACUGUGUGGUGAAAAUUGCUUCUAUUAUGUUGGAACUAAUGCCCAACAAUCCCGAAAAUAAAGCAGGUCAAUGAAUAAAGAUUAUAGCACAUCUUAACAGCUGAUAGCGUUACUUUGUUAAUAAUUAGCAGGUUAGUGGGAACAUCUUCACCAGAGACUGACAUCAUCACAACCUUAAAUGUCAGUGGGUUUUGUUAGGAUCUUACAUAACAGACCGACACCUUGUAAUGCAUAACAUUUAAGUGGACAGAAAAAAAAAAUUAUAGUAUUGGACUAUUUUUUUAAAUAAAGACAACAUUUUUCCAUAUAUUUGUAUCUAGCUCUUUUACUCAGGUUCCUCUGACUAAAACAAAUGGCAUUGCCAUCAGAGGUCACCUAACUAGUAAACAAAGUGAAGGCUUAAAGUAAACAAACAUCACAAUGAAGACAAAACCACAACAGAGAAAAAAGGCUUUGAAGAGAACGUCUCUUAAUUUACACUUAUCUAUAGAAAGACAGAAAUAGCCCAACUCACAACAAAAAAAUAUAUGUCAGUUUACCCAAAAUUACUUAAUAUAUACUUAUAAUGACAAUAAAUUUUGUCUAAGUCUAAUAGAAGCAGCCAUUAUCCCCAUGGUUACUCUAGAGGAGCUACAGAGAUCUACAGUAGUAGAAAUUAAGCCACUGGGGAGAGGUAGAGCAUCUAUUAAAAGAUCUAUAAAAAGUCCACUCUAAAAACAAAACAUUUUGUGGUGUAUGGAAGACUAACUUCCCUCCAUAUUAUUGAAAAUUAAAUUAUAUAAAUUGCAGCUGCUUUGAAGGUGCUUUCUACAAGACAGCCUUCAAAUUCUAAAGCCAUCUAUUACGUUCACUCCUUCCAAAUACUGACUAUUUUUGAUUGGCUAUUACAUAACAUAUCACUACAAAUACACUUUCAAAGUGAUAUGAGAAACCAAAAAAGUCGAUGGUUGAUAUUGCAAAUCAGUGGAAGUACAAGUAGGGUCAGAAUAGCUUAGCAAACUAGAACUAACGUGUAUGUAGUUUAACUGUUGACCACCUUCUCAAUAUGUUGCAUGUUUAUUUUUGUGAAGUAUAGUUAUCUUGCUAUUUCUUUUGGAGAUGCUGUUGUUAUGACGGACUGCUAUGAAUUAUACGUAACCUGAACUUUACAUAGAUGUCAAAUAUGUGUAGAUCCUGUACAUGCUGUUUAAAUGAGGCUCCUGGUCUUUAUAUCGAAUAAAGCAGACUUGACAUGGUUCUGUUUGUUCUAAAUAUGUUAAUAAAGCGUUUACAUAUCCAUGUGUGAGUUAAUUGUUAAUUGCG